Messenger RNA from Helicoverpa zea (corn earworm), 4076 nucleotides. RefSeq names its product proton-associated sugar transporter A (gene lovit). The record is from RefSeq and is a predicted model, not a curated record. The transcript has 9 exons. Gene Ontology annotation, cellular component: membrane. Gene Ontology annotation, molecular function: sucrose:proton symporter activity. The coding region runs from base 757 to 2541 and encodes 594 amino acids. NCBI's taxonomy places the organism in Eukaryota, Metazoa, Arthropoda, Insecta, Lepidoptera, Noctuidae.
AAUUCCACCCAAUUUUUGUAUCUUGAUGUUUAAAGGUGAAAUAUUUAGAUACCUCGCAGAACAUUUCACGAACUAAAAUUAUUUGAAAAUGUAGCCGUAGGUAAUCAGAUAACAGUUUCUUAUUCUCAACAUUUGGUUAUUUUAAGAUAAUAUCUAUUAACUCACUCAAUCAAAACACGUGAUGUAUCUUAAAAAAUAUAUUAUUUUGCCAAACCUAUUUUAACAAUCUUAAAUUUCAUCCAGAAAAAUAAUAUUUUAAACUCAACAUAAAAAGUCACUUCCAGUACAAAAUAUCGACAUCGGUCAGUAGUGGUUGGGCGGGCGGCACAGCGAGCGAGGGCGGCGCGCGCGCCCAGUCUGCUUCCGUAGCCGCCGCGGUAACUGCUCAACUAACCAGUGUCCACUAACUGAUAACUUUGCCGUUAACUGUGGCACGCUUGUUAUUUAUUUGGAACUUUUCGAAACGCUAAUUUGGGAAGUGAUUACUGUUUUAGUUUGGAGUAGUAACAUUUUUGUUUGUAAUGUGAACUUUUCGUGGUAGUUAUUAUUUGUGGUGGUGACUUUGUAUAAUUUUGAAUAUUUUUUUUCAUCAUUUUUAUAACAAUAGAAUACACAAAAGAGAAGACUAUCACCAGUCCAACGCUAUAGAGUUAAAGCACUAGCAAAAAGCAUGUCACACAAGAUGUUAUAAGACCUCCAGAAACCACCACCAAUUCAUAUACAUACUCCACCUGACGUAUCUAAAGCUCUUCAGCCAUGGCAGACAAGCUCCACGAGUACCAAGGAGUAACAGGUCGCCUCCACGGAGCCAGAGACCGGUACAAGGAGCGCUGGUCCCGAUGGAAGGAGGAACACCCCAGAGGGGUGAGAGACGUGGUCGCAGAGACCCUGUUUGGGAUCCCUAACUCUGAUGAGCCCCCCGAAAGGGUCUGGCAGGAUAGUGCUUAUAGUGAUAUUUAUAGGAGGAAAAGUCGUAUCGAAUUAAUGCGCAUAUCAGCUGCUGUGAUGGGCAUCGAGUUCUCCUACGCUGGAGAGACUGCCUUCGUGUCCCCAACGCUUCUGCAGAUCGGGGUGCCUCAUCAACAAAUGACCCUCGUUUGGGCCCUGUCACCAUUGAUUGGGUUCUUCAUGACCCCGCUGCUGGGGUCCUUGAGUGAUCGCUGUCGAUCGAGGUUUGGAAGAAGAAGACCUUUCAUUGUGCUAAUGUCAGUUGGCGUGUUGUUAGGUUUAAUAUUGGUACCCAACGGAGAGGACAUAGGUUACGCUCUCGGCGACGAACUACCGAUGAACAGGACCGAAGCCCCCUCAGCUUUAGGUCCCCGGAGCUCAGCACUCGACACGGAACACAGUAACUACCAUCCCUGGGGAGUCCUGUUCACUGUCCUUGGCACAGUAUUUCUGGACUUCGACGCAGAUGCCUGUCAGAGCCCGGCCCGCGCUUAUCUCCUCGACGUGACAGUUCCAGAAGACCAUGCGAAAGGCCUGAGCACAUUCACAGUGAUGGCAGGAUUAGGCGGCUUCAUGGGGUACGCCCUCGGCGGCAUUAACUGGGACGACACCCGAUUAGGUGAAAUCUUCGGAGGUCACGUACGCGCAGUGUUCUCUCUCAUCACCAUAAUCUUCAUAGUUUGCGUCUCUGCUACCAUUACGAGCUUCAAGGAGAUUCCUCUGACCGAGUUGACUGAACAAGAGGAGUUCAGGAGACAGGCUGAGAGUCAGAGGCUGCAGGAGAGCUUCGAUGAAGGCCCUGAGGGUCCCGAGAAGAAUUUGAAAAAGGAAAAUGUUACGUAUGGGGCGUUGAAUCAGCCAGAGAGCGGAGUAUCCAUAAACGUGGUAGAAACCGGUCAUGGUGGUGGAAACCUCUCUCUAUCCCACUAUUUGAAGUCCAUCGUGGUGAUGCCGAGCUCCCUUCGCGUUGUUUGUCUCACCAACCUGUUCUGCUGGAUGGCUCACGUCUGCUACUCUCUCUACUUCACUGACUUCGUCGGAGAAGCUGUGUUUGGAGGAGAUCCAGCAGCGCCAGUGGGCAGUGUAAGCCGCACGGAGUACGAAGCCGGCGUGAGGUUCGGCUGCUGGGGCAUGGCAAUGUACUCGCUGUCCUGUGCUUGUUACUCCACUAUUAUUGAGCGGCUUAUCAAGAGAUUAGGAGCAAAACGCGUGUACGUGGGAGGUCUGUGCACGUACAGUUGUGGCAUGGUAGCGCUCUGUGCCAUCCGAGCCAAGGCUGCCGUGCUGCUGUGUAGCUGGACGGCAGGAGUCAUGUACUCCACGCUGUUCACCAUGCCUUACCUGCUGGUCGCGCAUUAUCAUGCUACGGGGAUGUGGGACAGCGGUGGCGGUGGCUGCGGCGAGGCUCGUGGCAUCGGCACCGACGUCGCGGUCGUCAGUAGCUGCGUCUUCGUGGCACAACUCCUCGUCUCCUUCAUCAUGGGGUUUGCAGUCAAAGCUAUGGGCUCUACGGCGGCGGUCGUUGCAGUCGCUGCAACGUUAGCCGCUGCCGCUGCGAUCACUGCUACUAAGAUUACGUAUCUCGAUCUAUAAAGUAAAUGGAAAUAAUUUGUUAAAUGGAAAGUAUCUAAAUGCCAAAGUUUGAUUAUAAUAUUAAGCUAUCGAAGUAAGUCAGAUGAAUUGUACUUACAGACAGACAUGAUUCUGGAGACGGUUAUGUAUAGGUAUGCUUCGUCUUCAUGGCAUGCCUCCUCGUCUCCUUCAUCAUGGCGUUUGCGGUCAAAGCUAUGGGCUCCACAGCCGCGGUUGUUGCAGUUGCUGCAACGUUGGCCGCUGCCGCUGCGAUCACUGCUACUAAGAUCACGUAUCUUGAUCUGUGAAUUGAGUUAAUCGAUGUAUUAUAAUGUAUUUUAAAUGCCAAAGUUUGAUUGAGCCUACACAUUAAUACAUUAAUCGUACUUAUAGACUACAUAUGAUUUUGAAGACGGUUAUGUGUGGUUCCUAGUAACUGUGUGUUUGUGGAACAAUGCCUCGUCUCCUUCAUCAUGGGGUUUGCAAUCAAAGCUAUGGGCUCCACUGCCGCGGUAGUUGCAGUUGCUGCAACGUUAGCCGCUGACGUCGCGAUCACUGCUACUAAGAUUACCUAUCUCGAUUUGUAAUUGAAAUUUAUCGAUGUAUUUUCAAUGCCAAAGUUUUAUUAUAAAGCUUCCAAAGUAACACAGAAGAAGUUUACUAUACAUAGAUAUGAUUAUACUAAAUGACGUUGUGGUCAUAAUGGAUUGCUGUGUUUUUGGCACAACUAGGAGGAUUUCUGUGUAUUUUUAAUCAGUUAUUAUAGUAAGCAUUAUAGUUUAAGCUUAAAAGUAUCUAUUUUCCUUUACACUUCUUAAGUAAAGUGAGUCUUAGCGAUGAGCUCUACAAUAACUUUUGUCAAAACCGAUAGUUUCUCGGCCAACGGUACAGUACACAGUAGGUAUAACACUUAUUGUAACAAAAAUGUCGUUUCAUGAACUUCUACUGUAUUCAAGUGAGCUUAUAAAAUCUUAAGUCUUGUUCAGGACUUUGCUACAAAUACAACUUACUACUACUUUACGAGUAUGUGGCCAGUAAAGUAUAUCUCUUCAAUAUGUAUCUCCGUAUCUCGUGAAAUGUUUAUAUUUUGAAUUUAACUACAAAUAAGAUGUCUGUAUUUAUUUUGCGAGCGGGCGACAGUUGUGCUAUGUUUACUAAUAUAUUUUGAUCUAACAUCAAAAACUAUGCUUAGCAAAGAAUCUCUCGGUUGAAUCUAAAUAUGGACUUAUGUGUGUAGAAUAUUUUAAACAGUGUUGCAAUUAAAGAUGACGAUUUAAUACAAAACAGCUUAGGAAAAUUGUACUAAAUACUCUUUAUGUUUUACGUUAAAAAAGCUUUGAAAGUCACUAAAAUAUUUUAUUUAAUUGCUCACAAUCUAGUCAUUAUUGUUAAGCGAUUAAAAAACAUUACCUACAUUUCAUUGUGUAUAACAAUUUAAGGUAAUUAGUAUUAAGCCUGUAACCACAGAUCUCGAUGUUUGUGAUAACUAUUGUGUAUCGUGUUGUAAAAAUCAAAGUAUAUUGACUGUUACAAAUCAAAUAAAUUAUUCAACCAAU